Messenger RNA from Anopheles gambiae (African malaria mosquito), 12768 nucleotides. RefSeq lists its product as uncharacterized. Gene Ontology annotation, molecular function: protein binding. Lineage: Eukaryota; Metazoa; Arthropoda; Insecta; Diptera; Culicidae. Bases 1428 to 9122 code for a protein of 2564 amino acids. The record is from RefSeq and is a predicted model, not a curated record. Gene Ontology annotation, cellular component: mitotic spindle. Gene Ontology annotation, biological process: mitotic spindle organization; regulation of mitotic cell cycle. The transcript is spliced from 15 exons.
GUUGUUUUCAAGUUGAAGCAGAUCACCAUCACCCUAUCUCGGUUGUGGGCCAAGCCAAGGAGAGAGUGCCCUACCUCAGCUCGUUUUUGCCCUGCCUUUUUACAGAAGAUCACAUCUCCACGCAGUACUAUACUUAGAGCAUGCGCUGUGUACUGCACCAUGCAAGUGUAGAUUCAGAGCGAGAGAAAGAGAGAGCGAGAAAGAAAGUAGAUGGUAAUGAAGGGAGAGGGAACGGAACAAAAUACAAACGAAACAGAUCUCUUUUCCGACUACUCUUCCGCCGCAGCACUCUCCGUGGUUGUUACACUCUGUACACCGCCGGCGAGCGUUGUGUGUUUGGUGUUGUGAUAGUGUGUGGGGCGGUAUUGUUUUGAGCGUAGCUUCGAAAAACGCCGGACACACAAACCGUGUGGUAGUGGUGGGUGUCAUUUGGCAAGUUCACUGCGUUAGUGACGGUAUUCGGGACGCGUUUUCGGUGUGUGUCUCUAGCGCACACCACACGUGCACAGUUACAGUGAAAGCAAACGUGUUUUUAUCGAAAAUUUCCAUAAAUCAUACAACGCGUUGCAAAUUCUAAAGUGGUUGUAAUAAAAAAAGUGUUGAAAAGAGCCUCGUUGUCGGAUGCGCAAUAGAAUUUGCUACUUUCGUCUGUGUGCGUUACGUGUGCUGCGUUGACACCGAACGUCAAAGUUGUUAUUGAAACCAACUGCACGAUCGCUGUGAGGAGUGUCGUUGCCGCAAAUUAGUCUCACUAGCAACUUCAACUUAAACUAACUGUCGGGGGGAGUUAGUAUUUGUCUGUUCAAAGUUGGAAAUUACCGACCGCCGGCUCGGUCGUGCUCGCUCGCUGAUUGAUCGAGUGGAAAAUGUGGAAAAGCUUUCUCUCGCGACGAGAUAAAUUCCCCCAAUUAGCAGUGGAGAUGGUGUGGGGUGGUCGGGGUGUAGAGUUCACGGCACGGUAGAGUGAAAGUGUCAAGUCAAAUUUCGUCCGGCUCGUCGGCAAGCAUUAAAACUAAGACCAGUUAUAAAAAAAGUGUUGUAAUUAAAAUAAAAAUAUAACGCCCGCUUUAAUCAGUCGCCAUUGGUCGUCUCUCUGGCCCGCGUGUCUGUGAUCCCAAAUCAAUGCUUCAACGUCCGAUCCUGUGCCACGCGGUGUGUGUAUGUUUAUAAAUAAAGUGUCCGUUCUGAGUGGCCGAUCAGGCCGAGUGUAGUUUGAGUGUGCUGUGGUGUGUUGAUCACAUGUUAAAAUCAAUUGCUGAGCAAGGGUGGAAAUGCCGUCCAUUUGCGUCGUCUCACUUUGCUAAUCAAUUUUUGUGAAAGAGUGGAAUGAGAAGCUAACCGAAUGGGGGGGGGGGGAACCAAACCCAGCAACACCUGAAAUAAAGUGAGCAUCACAGGGCAUCAACGAACCCCACAACAACAACAACAUGAACAGCAUGGAUUACAUCCGCUGUGAUCAAAUAAAAUUGAAGAAAAUCCUAGGCUUAACAGUAUGCAGCAGCGCCGGGCUCGAUGUAUCCUCCACCACCGGCGUCCUUGCGUAUCCGGCAGGAUGCACGGUGGUGCUGUUCAACUCCAAAAAGCUGUCCCAGAACUUCCUGCUCAACACAACGAAGAAAGCCAUCACGGCGGUCGCAUACUCCGAGUGUGGCCGGUACCUGGCGACGGGCGAGUGUGGCCACAAUCCCUCGAUCAAGGUGUGGGAGCUGGACGCGUCCGGCGGCCCCGGUGGCGGUGGUGCGAUCGAGAACGGGGCGGCCGGUAGCAUCGUGGCCGAGUUCUCGGGCCACAAGUACGCGGUCAGCUGUGUGGCCUUCUCGCCCACGGGCAAGUACCUGGUGUCGGUCGGGUCGCAGCACGACAACAUCGUGAACGUGUUCGACUGGAAGGCGAACCUCAAGAUCGCCUCGAACAAGGUGACGGCCAAGGUGGUGGCGGUGAGCUUCAGCGAGGACGGCAACUACUUUGUGACGGUGGGCAACCGGCACGUGAAGUACUGGUAUCUGGAGGGCAGCCGGAAGUACAAGGAACCGAUCCCGCUGAUGGGCCGCAGCGCCAUCCUGGGGGAGCUGCGCAACAAUGACUUUUGUGCGGUGGCGUGCGGCAAGGGCGAGAUGGCGGAAAGUACGUACGCGAUCACGCGGAACGGCCAUCUGGUGGAGUUCAAUGCACGGCGCCUGCUCGAUAAGUGGGUGAUGUGCAGGACGAAUGCGGCCAACUGUAUGGUGGCCAGUACAAAGUACAUACUCGUCGGUUGUGCCGAAGCCAUCGUGAGGGUAUUUAAUGCCGAAACGCUAGAAUACAUUACCACCCUGCCCCGGACCCACUUUCUCGGCGUGGAUGUGGCGCAGGGUGUCCACAUCAACCACAUGAUGGCGGUGCCGCAGAACGCCAAGUACCCGGACACGAUCGCGAUCGUGUACGACGAGGCCCGGUCGAAGGUGACGUGCGUGUACAACGACCACAGCCUGUACAUCUGGGACCUGCGGGACAUUCGGCGGGUGGGCAAGAGCCAAUCCUUCCUGUACCACUCCGCCUGCAUCUGGGGCGUCGAAACAGUGCCAUUCAGCUACCAGCAGCAGCUCCGGCAGCACAACGGCGGGGCGGCGAACGGGGCCGGCGACACGCUGCCGUCCGACUGCUUCAUGACCUGCUCGUCCGACGACACGAUCCGCGUGUGGGACGUGGACAGCUGCGAGACGAACGAGGUGUACCGGAAGAACAUCUACAGCAAGGAGCUGCUGAAGGUGCUGUACAUCGACGACGAGCUGAACUUCAUCAAGGACACGGACAAUCCGAUCCACAGCACGGAGAAAAACUCCAGCUACGACGGGCGGAACGGGGUCCGGUGCAUCAAGAUCAGCCCGGACAGCCGGCAGCUGGCGACGGGCGACCGGAGCGGCAACAUUCGAAUCUACAAUCUCAGUAACCUUAAGCUGAUCACAACGAUCGAGGCGCACGACUCGGAGGUGCUGUGUCUGGAGUACACGAACGAGAAGAUCGAGCGGCGGCUGCUGGCCAGUGCUAGCCGGGACCGGCUAAUACACAUCUUCGACUGCGAGGCGAACUAUCGCAUCCUGCAGACGCUGGACGACCAUUCGAGCAGCAUCACGUCGGUGCGGUUCAUCGGGGCGGGCAAGCAGUUCCAGAUGGUGUCGUGCGGUGCGGACAAAUCCAUUAUCUUCCGGCACUUCCAGAACAACGUGUUUCUUCGUGGGAACAAUUGCUCGGGAAAGAACACGCUGUACGACAUGGAGGUGGACAGUAACAGCAAGCACAUACUGACCGCGUGCCAGGACAGGAACAUCCGCGUGUACAGCACACAGAACGCGAAGCACACGAAAACGUUCAAGGGUUCACACUCGGACGAGGGCAGCCUGAUUAAGGUGAGCCUCGAUCUGAGCGGGAUCUACAUUGCGACGUCCUGCACGGACAAAACGCUCAGCGUGUACGACUACUACUCGAACGAGUGUAUGGCGCGCAUGUACGGCCACAGCGAGCUGGUGACGGGGCUAAAGUUCACCAACGACUGCAAGUAUCUCAUAUCGGCCAGUGGCGACGGGUGCGUGUUCAUCUGGCAGGUGCCGCACGACAUGAUCGUGACGAUGCAGGCCCGCCUGUCGCAGCAGGCACUGCGGUCGGGCUUGCAGCCGAUCCCGCGUACCCUCCAGCCCACCAACCCGUUCACGGAUGCCAUUCUCAACCACCCGCAGCCAACGCCACCGGCACCGAGCAGCGUGUCCGAGUUUGGCUCUCCGCCGAACAGCGCAUUCCUGGUGGACGAUGCGCCGGGUACGCCCGGGUACCGGUUUUCCGACGUCGGCCAACUGCCCCAGUGGGCCAAGCGGAAGCCGUCGGAAGAUUUGCAAUCCAGCUCGCCCGUACUCGGCAGCAGCCCGAGCCAGACGGGGGCGAAUUUCGGUGGACUAGCGCCGAAGCCGCGCGGUCGCUGGGGCCAGAAGGGUGUCGGUGGCCAGCUGGAGGAUCCGUUCGAUUUGCGAAACAUCGUGGAGAGCAGCCCGCUCGGCACCACGUUCGUGGGUGGUGACUCGCGGCAGCAACCGACAACGCCACAGCCCAGCGCCACCGCAGCGACCGGCCAGCCGAUACAUCCACCGGCCACCAACACACCGACGUCCGGGUACAAUAGCAGCGGCUCGAAGGAUGUGUACAGCAACGCCUACCUCAGCGAGGACAGCUCCAUCGACAGUGGGCGCGAGAACCGGCGGCCCGAUCUGAGCUCGUUCCUGCACAAGAAGAUCACCGAAACGAAGGCGCUGAACAGCCUGAACUCGGAAUCGAACACCGAGCACGACGGGGACGUGGAGGACAUUUCGGACGGUGAGCGAACGAGCUCGGACCACGGCAUGGUGUACUACCCAUCGGCGGCGCCAUCCACACCGACGGAUUUCAAAAUCAACGAAAUCGACACGAACGAGCUGCGCAAGUCGAUCCGGCGCCAGAAGCUGGAAAAGCAAGGCCUUAGUCUGGCGGCUCAGUUUCAGAGUGCCGCUUCCGGCACCGGUACCGGCACGUCCGACGACGAGGAUGAAGGCUCGACGCCCAGUGGCGACAAUGCGGAUCGAUCGCUUGCCUCCACCCUCGGCGGUAGCUCGGAAAGCAUUCCGCAACAGACUUCGUCCACCUUUCUGCAGGCCGUCCUCGAUGGGCCGGGCAGUUUAUCGGACCGGGAGCGCUCACAAGCGCGCAAAAGCAUGAGCGCCAAGCACAACAACGAUGCGAAGAUUACCACCAGCAUAUCGAAAUCGUUUGCCAACAACAAAAAGGAAGAGCUGAUGAAGGUGAUCAACGAGGCAAAGGCAAAGCUGGAGAAUGGGAUAAUGUUUCAUAAUAAGCGUGAGAUUAAACCUCCAUUAAAUUAUGCUCAAUUCAAGGUCGGCUACCGGUCCGGUCUACGCGCUAGUCAUAGCAUAUCCGACUUGAGUCACUCGAUGAACAUGUCGGGAGCGAGUCCCAACCGCACGCAACGGAUAGAAGUAGAUAGUAAUCUAGGUCCGAGAGUGUAUCACCCCGGUGCUGGUGCCGCGGGCCCUUACGGAGGAGCGCCCGGCAUGCAUCCGAACUCAUCCAAUUUCCUUCACAGUGCCGCUCCACGCUCGAAGCUGGCCCAGAAUUGUAUGCUUAUGAAUCAGAUACAGCAAGAGCUUCCACCGUAUCCACGGGACGUUGGCAUCUACGAGCCCGGUCCUGCUCAAAGGCCGGACAAGCUAGACCUGGUGGAGCUACCCCCGGUGCCAGCCGACAAGCUCCGAAAGCAUCCCGGCAUUCUGAAGAACUACAAAUCCUGUCCCGUGUCGCCGGUGCACGAAGAGCAGGAAUGGUCGAGCCCUUCCAAUCACGACGAAUCAUCGCACAACCAGCAGAAAACGCUCGACCGUACUGGGCGGCAGAUGCGCCACUCGAUGUACUACGAAGAUGCCAAAACGAUACUGAGCAUGAUACACUCCGACACGGAAAAGAUGAUACGAGAAAUUACGAGCAAGUACGGCGAUCUGGACGACAUACAACCGACGGCAAAGGUAAAAGAGGAAGGAGAAGAAACAGUACCGCCACCACCACCGUCGACAGUGGCCAAAUCGGGCUCUAAACCACCCGAUACCAAAGCUUCCACCGCUCGCGAACACCACGAACAUGGAUUCCUAUCAGAAGACGAACCUAACUUUAGCUCCGACUCGCUGGAAGAUUGCAGUCUCGAUCUCGAUCUCGAACGGCAAGGCCUCCCGGUGCCAGCGAGAAAGAAGCAAACUUGUGCCAAACAUCACCCGGCGAAGCGAACGCCACUCACACUGCCAAAACGAUCCGUUUCCGAUUACUUUAUCUACGAUCAAGCACCGCAAGGGCCGAGCGAAAUCCCCUACCGCAACGUAUCGCUCUCGGACAUCCUGGAUGACGAGGAAGCGAUCCGGCAGGCGGAGAAUCGAUUCCUCGAAACGCAGCGACACUCGAGCGCUAGCUUCUUCCUCGGUCAGCAGUACCCCACGAGGAAAAGCCAGGAAAGCAUCCUCUCGGACGAGUACGGAAGUGGAGGUGUUAGCUUUUGCAACAGCAUGGAAAGCAUCUUGUCGGACGAUUCGGAGUGCAAGAGUGCACCGCUGGAGGUGCUGUUCGGGCGCAUCCGCCGCGAUCAUCACGGUCAGGCGGGACAUGGGCAUGGCGCCGGGCGUAAUGCGUCCGGCAAUUUCGAGUACAAGCUGGAAGGACUCGGCUGUGCUACGUCCAAAUCGUACGGUUCCAGCCCGAACGCAGGCUGCGGGUUUGAUUACUACAUGCAGGGUAACUAUUUCCAUGCGACGACCGCAACUGACAGUAGCUACUUUGGGAUGGUACAGGAUAGCCUGGAGUACGGGGGACAUGAGCGACGCGUCCGGCAAGGUGCACCCGGUAUGCCAACGUCCAUGAGCUAUCCACGGUUUCUGCCCAGUCUGGCGGCUUCGGCCGCCGCUCCACUGUCCUCCGGGCGGGAGGAACUACUUUUCAACGAAACGUUCGAGGAGGGAGAAGAUUUCAUCCCGUCCCUAACGUCCAAGGCGGCGCAAUAUGGCGGCGCUACGGUGAAGAGUCUCAGCAAGGACUUUGCCAACCAGCGGAAGCAGAUGAACUCCAAUCCACUCUACAACUGCAACGAUGGAAAUGGUGUUGCUGCUGCUGCUGCUGCUGUUGGGGCAGGAAAUGGAGAUCUCUUCAUUCGAAAAACGGUUAACGCGACAAACCAGCACCAAAUCACCCGAUCCGACAUCUUCGGCACCGAAUCGUCCGUGUACGUGAUGAAGAAGUCGUGCAGUUUUGAGAUCGAAAUGGGCGGUCGUCGCAUAGCGCGGAACUCGAAAAAAUUCGAACAAAACCUGCAACGCUUCGAGCAGGAGCGCAAACAAUCGAACGAACGCUUCCUUCAUCAACAGUUUGGCGGCACGUUGGAGAUGGAUUACGUGCCGCACAAGCCACCGGUAGCGCAUCGUCGUUCCGCCAGCAUGAAGGGCCGGGGACGGGUACGGUCCAAGGAAAAAUUUAACACCAUCAUCGGUCAGAUGAGCAACUCUCCUGGGCAGUGCGACGAACCUGCAAUGAUCGGCGGUAAGUUGCGCGACUUUGUCAAUCGAGACUUUGUGAUGCCAAACAAACCGCCGUCUUCUGAGGUGAUGUCCGUGUCCGUCGGUGGGGCACCGCGCCGCUGUGACAUUGGGGAGGAAAAGUCUUUCGAGGUGUACGUGGCAGAGAAGGGCGUCAGCGAGGACGACAAUAUGGACAGUUUGGAGCUGCUUUCGAAGGCAAAAAGUGCCGCUUGCGUGCGGAAAGAAAACUCCACCGAUUCGCUCGACGCCCCGGGGACGGUUGAGGGAGUGACGGAGAUCGGUGUGGAAGCGCUGGAAGAAGGCAUGGAUGCGGCGCCUGAAGAUGAGGACGUGAAUGCCGCUGUCGAUGCACUCGCUGCGGAAGAAGCACUUGAACUCCCUAGGAAAAGUCUCACCCAAGGGGCAACGAGCGAGCUGGAAAAGCUGAUCGAUCGUGGUCUGCUAACGAGCGGCGAGUACAACCGCUUCCUGGACAUUGAGAAGAAGAUCGACAUCGUUAACAAGCUGGUGGAGCUGGAGGAGCGCAAGCUGGAGCAGGAACGGACGGCCAAGGAGCAUCGCAUGCGCCCCUUCAACUGUGAUCCCCGCCAGAAAGGGUACGUGAAGAGUUUGACGGAGAACUUUGACCGGCUGGCGAAGGAUGCCCAGGAGGAGCUGGAAAAUGAGAAGAGUUGGCAUCUGGCGAAGGCUCGCAUGAAGCGCAACUUUAGCCUGCCCGAUGUGCUGGACUUUGGUGCGGACUGUUGCUGCCGGCAUGCUGGGAAGUGCUGCGAGCGGCGCGGCGACGGCGAAGAGGACGAUGACGAUGAGGCCGAUGAGUGUGUGUGCUGCGGGGACGGGUGCAAUGCGUACAAGCAGAAGGACGAGGAGGAGCUGUCGGAGAAGGACGAAAACUCGAUGGCGGCGGCGGUGGCGGCCGUGGCAGCGGCCGUCGCUGCCAUCGGCAUGUCGCACAGCGAUGAAGGCGGUAAUCCCCGAAGCUUAAUCUCUGCGCAAGAUAGUGAAUCUUCGAUUAGACGUGCUUGUUCGCUUAGUGAUUUGAGUAUGGGAAAAGGCUACAAAUCGCCCAAUCAAUCGACGGCUGGCAGCGGACAGUACAAACCAUCGGUAAGCAACCGAAACACCAGCACACCGACACGAAACACACCGAAACGGAGCACGUCGUCGGUCGGCAAGGGCGGUGCCUCGCUGUCCACGGGCAUGGGCGUGCGUAGUAUUUCGGUUGGAAUGCUUAAUCAAGCGAGUGACUCCGAGGCGGAACCGGCAGGCACACGGGGUGGUCUGCUGAAGCCUACGAUUUCUUCCCAGAACAAAAUUAACGGCACGGGCAACGGUACCGGGCCGGGUAGCGGGGGCAAAUACAUCAACCCCCGCAGCGCCGCCGGUAUUAUUAACCGACGCAAAGGCCUGCAAAAUGCGUACAGUAGUGUAAAUAUCUCUACCGCCGGUCAGGACGAAUCCAGCUCGGAAGAGUCGCCCACCAGCACGGUCAGCACCGUGCCUGCGAAACCGGCCGUACCGCCCCGGCCGCGUAGCAUCGCCUUCGAGCACAAGCGGAUAGCCAACGCUAGUCAGUUGAACGUGAAGAAAACGGUGACCGUCGGCGGUACGACAACCAUACCGGCCGAUGCCACCACCAACGGUGGCAGCAACAACAAUGGCAGCAGCAAUAAUGGUGCCAUGCUGCCCGUAAAGGAUGCCGAUCUGGACAAUGCUGACCUUACCAACCAGCUCUGUACGAACAUUAUCAACCAGCUCGUGCAAACCACCUCGACCGUGAUUCAGCUGCACCAGCGGCUCAAAUCGAGCGACGAGGCAAGCAUCAAUGGGCGCAACAAUUCGCUCAUGCUGAAAGAGCUCGAAAAUGCCGUCAUAAUGACGCAAAACAUGCUCACCAAAGUCACCAACCGCAAUCACAACGACGGUAUCAACAAUAACAGUAUGAGCAACAACACCAACAAUCAAAUCAUGUACGAAAAGUGUGUCGACAUGCUCAACCAGGUGCAGAAGCACGUGAACAAUAACGGUUAGGAUGCUGCGUCGAGCCUCGCCAGUGUGCCGUGCGGAUGUGUGCGGGGAACGGUGAUCGAUAACAGUCUAAAACAUCAACAACAACAUAUACCUGUGUUCAUAUCCUGCUCGCACACACACAAACAAGUGGGAAAGGGUAUGCAAAAACAAAAACAAAAAACGGAAACAUUCCCCCAGGAUAAUGCCGUCAAUUUUCAAGCCGAACGACGAAAUUGUAGAGAGUUUUAUGUUUUACUUGAAUGGAUUGAUUGUUCUGUGUAGUGUGUGUUUUCAGCUGUUUUCUGUCUGUGUUUUUCUUUUCCAUCGCAAAGCUUGUAUGGAACGAAACACGAAAAUACGAAAUUGGAUUACAUUUUUUACGUCCGAGAUGUUGUGUGUAUGUUUGUGUACGUAAGCGAAACGAUGAAAUUCAUUAGUCGAUGAAGAUAUAUCAGCGCCAUAUCUAGAAUUGAGUUAAACAUUAAGAUACGAACCGAAGGAGAAACCCUGCGUAAACCCCUUAAAGACAUAUGUGAAGAAAAAAACAAGAUUUUAUGCUGUAAGUAAGACAUCUUCUUUCCGUAAACAAAACAUAUUUACCUAUUAAUCUAUUAAUGCACCCAUAAGAAACAGUUGCUUAAGUUUAGUCGCUAGCGCAAUUCAAUAACGUGUGUUUGGAAUAUGAUCGUCCGCGCCAACAGAGCUUUGUUGCCGCAGCGAGUUCUGUUCUGUUCUGUUUUGCGUUGCUCGCGCAAACACACAAAAUUAACGUUAAGGAUAAGCGAUAGUUUUUGUUCUGUUAGCGAAACCUUGUUUAUGGCAGGUCUGUUGAGUUUUGAGCAUUUGCAUUGCAUUGUGAGGAGUAGCAAGGAGCAAACAGAGAAAUAUCCAUCUGCAUCUACGCCGUCCAAAUGAGCUUUUGUUUAGUCGAAAAUUGUUAGUUAGUUUGUUUGCUUUUGACCACCAGCUUCACUCGUGGUCGAUAGGGAAAAAGCAUGUUUUUGUAGUUUCGUUCAUAGAGAGAGAGAGAGAGAGCUUCAAGGGAACUCGAACAUUCUGCACAUUUACCGUAGAUCGUUAAUCUCCCAAUCUGUUCAAUAGCAUUGUGCACGUUACGUUUAGGUGGUAUGUUUUUUUGGUAGUAAAAUUAAAUGCUAGAUUAUUGUCCGUUUUUCUUUCCCCCACCCUCUUACAAACACAUGCCACAAAUACACAUACACUCGUUGAAACGGACGCAUUUUAAACAAAAAUCGGGUACAUCGAACUAUAUCGUCGGUAUUCCCGCGUGAGCGUCCUCUUCUUCUUCGCAAUUUAUACUCUUAUUAAUCGAUAGUGCUUAGACGGCAUGAAGAAAGGACGAAAGUGUUCAUAUGUGUAUGUGAUUGGGGUUUAACGUAUAUAUAUAACGUACAUAUGCAAACCAAAAGGGAUGGGGUGGGGAGAAAAACAGAAAACGCCUCUAAUUACUAAGCCACGGCCGCAGAACCGUUUCAGUCAGUACUAAUAAACUAAGCCUAACCGCGAUAUCAUGCUAAACACAAAACACACACAGACAACAUUAAACAACAACAAAAAACUAUUAAAUCAUAUUGAUUUACCUUUUCCUUCCCUCAUUAACGAAACAAACAAACAAACAAAAACACUAAAUCAUAAUUAACCUACAAUACUAUGGCGGAGGGUGGAAUGGGCGGACGAGUAAGAGUGGGUGUAAACGAGUAAGGAAUUUAGCAAGGAAUUUAACGUUUAAUCAAUGUGCUGUGGAUGAUGUGACUAUUCUAAACGUGAAGCCGGAAGGUAGUCAGUUAGGAAGGAAGAAGCGAUGGCAAAGUAUGUGUGUGAGUGAGGUGUAGAAAACAUAAAAACACACAUUUCGGUGGCAACCACGCAUUAACGCUGUACAUAAUUGACGCUUUAAAGAAGUUUGGUAUUUUGUAUUCCCAUCGGGCCAUCGGUUCUCCCCCAUUGGGAAGUGGUUUGAAUUCGCUAAAUACCAUCAGGUUUAGCACACACACAUACAUGAAGUAGUCGAAGGUGUACGCUAUUUAAUGGGAAACUGUAGAAGUAACACGAGAAGUACUUAUUUUAGCCGGUUUUCGAUGAAAAGUUAACUAACUCACGCGAAGCAAACCUAAAACAUUGUCUUUCCAGAAAAUAAAUAUGAAGUGAAACCUCAAACCUCAAGAUAAACGCAUAGUAGCAGUGUGUGUGCGUUUGUGUGUGGUAGCGUACAUGAUGAGAACAUUCGAACGACGAGGUACCUUAAAUACACACCGUAACACACAAAAAAACAAAAGUAGCAACUAUAAAACACAGCAGAAAGCAUCCAGCAAUCCACCCGGGAACGGGCAAGUAGAUAGUGCGUGUAAGGAAAUAUUUACAAAUGAACGAUUUCAACCACACUUGUACUACUACCCCAUCUGGGGUGCAUUUUGUCACGUUUGUUUUGCAAUAAUAGCAUGCAAAUCUUACCACAAAACUGUGCUAUCUGUCUAUAAUGCUCUUUGUGGGUAGGUGACAUUACGAAGAAAGAGAAGCACUCUCGAGUCUCACUACACACAAUACAAUUUGUAAGGCAAAACACACCACCACACCUUAGACGAGGUGGAGGCAAAACUGUUCGUCAAAACAACAACUUUAUCCAACUUUCUCUCUUAUUAACGUUUAAACGACUUAGUCACUGUCAUUGUCAUUUUGGUCAUGUAUUUCAAUCUUACCAAAAUAAUGUCCAACACACACACACUUAAAAGUAAUUAAAAGAACGUUUCUUCCAACAUCGUGCAACCGCUGGAUGUUGUCAGUUUUCAUGCCAAACCUUCAGCAGUGUAAACGUGAAAAGUGCCCCCGAAAAGCGCUUAAAAAGUUCAUCUCCCGAGCAGUUAGGAGUGUUUUUGACGGUAGUAAAAGCGGUAUGAAUUAGUCCGUUGUACAUUUCGUGCGGAAGCAAAAACGAAAACUCUACCCGCCCGCCCCCAUUAUUAAGAUCUAUCGCUAUUUGCUACAACACUACAUCAAGUAUAAGUAUAUAUUAAUAAUUAUAAUUAUCUCCUUUCGCUAAUACCGUCGUUAUUACUACUUCACUCACAAACCACGGGGGUGUGUACGCCCUUACCUACCGGCAGGCACACCUUGAGUGCUGUUAAUAAUACACUCACAAAACUUACACAACACACUUAUGAACGCUGGGGGAACAGGUCCCAGGACGACAGGAUACAUCGUAUCGGAAAGCACAUACAAGAACUGAACAGAAGUAAGGAUUUGUGCAAGAAAAGCAAAGAGAAUAGUGAAAACAUGGAGACAAAACACCUUGUGCAAGGAAUUGUGCUCACUGGCAGGAAUUUAAGGCGAGCGAACAGAGGAAGAGGAAGCUUGGUGGCCGUAGUAGCUUGUAUAAAACAAAACCCCCCAUGUUUAACACACUCGAACUCGAAGGUGAACACUAAUUUAACAUAUUGAUCCACAGCCAACAUACAUGGAGGGAGACAGUGUAGCAUACUAAAAAAACCGCCAAACUAAUGGUAACAAGCGCCGUGACCGCGCUAGGGCAGCGAAGGAAUACGCGGAUCGUAAAAGGAAAGAAGUGACAACAAACAGCAAACAGUACGAUCGUAUAUGUGAGAAAACGGAAAUGGAAAUAUAUUUAAAAACCCAAGACAAUUUAAAAUCCAAA